Messenger RNA from Spodoptera exigua (beet armyworm), 6126 nucleotides. The record is from the annotation of a GenBank genome assembly. Lineage: Eukaryota; Metazoa; Arthropoda; Insecta; Lepidoptera; Noctuidae.
AUGCGGCACGCUAAAAGCAAAUUGACUAGGGAAGAAAUACUAAAAAAAAAGAGAGAAGCCGAAAAGGCUCGCUUAGCCAGAAUUAAAAGCGACCCCAUUAAAUUAGCGGAAUACAAAGAAAAACAAAAGCUUCAGUACUUAAAGAAAAAAGAGAAAGGACAAAGAAAAAAUGUUGAAGAAAUGACACCACGAGAGCAACGAAUAACUAGAAAAAAAUGGAAAAAUUAUUCAUCAAACUACAGGCAAAGAAAACGGCAAUUGAAACAAACCACUAAUAAUUUUAUACGCCAGAAUAGUCCUCCACUAACUGACGACGAAAUACAACCCAUAAUUAAUGAAGAAAUCAGACCUGUUAUGAACGAAGACCAAAGAGCAAAAGAAGCUAAAAAGAGAAGUGAAAGACAGAGAAAAUCUAGAAACAAGGAAAUAAAAAAGAUGAAGGCUAUAGUUUCAAAGCUUAAAACUAAACUAAAUACUCAGCGUCAAAAGUAUAAACGAGUCAAAAAGCAGCUAAAAAAAGUAAUAAAAUCUGUUGAAAAAACGCCAAAGACCAGAAUUGAAGACAUGAGUGAAGAUAUAACUAAAAAGAAAGAAUUAGUGAAGAAGGCCCUUUUUGGGGAAGUUAUUAAAACACAAUUGGAAGAAAACUACACUAAACUAAAGACUCAUGAAGAAAGAAAGAAAUUUAAACAAGUUAUAUCUGGAAAUUUAGUAGACAAAUACAAACUAUGGAGAAUAAAAAACAAAGCAGUCACCUACAAAAAAACUGGACAUAAUCUGACAAAUAAAAAAAUAAAUAAAAGCAAAACUAUAAUACAAGGAUUAGUGCAGAAAUUUUUCGAAGAUGAUUCUAACAGCCGUCAAGCUGCAGGAAAGAAAGAAUUUACUCUGAAGAUGAUGUACCACUAUCUACAUAUGUUAAAGACAAUGAUGAUCGCUCUAAAUUGGAUAGAGAUCUAUCGGCACCAGGAACUAGCGGUUAUUCGCACCAUCAAAGUCGUUAUAGUAGUGGUGAUUAUGUUUUGGUCAAAUAUAUCACAAAGAAAACAGAAUAUCAUUAUGCAGCGGUCUGCUCUUCGGUUGAUGAUGAAGACGGUGAACGCGAGUGACGCGGGCGCAUUAUGCGCGGGGUCACGUGACGACCCAUGGCGUCAGACGCGCGCCCCAGCGAGCCCGCAGAUGGCGCCAGGAGGCGACGAGAGUACUCCAGGUGACAAUGAAUCUGAAUAUCCUUCUCUUAGACAGUCCCCGUACGUGACGCUGGGCGCGGUGCGGUACGCUGUCCGCCGUGCACCGCCGCCGCGGGCUUGCCCCUGCCGCUGCUGCUCUGAGGAGGCGGUGGCGGCGUGCCUCGGCCGCGCCAAGCCCGAUCGACGCACGCUGGAUCGUAUCCAACGGCGGCUGGGCCGCGGCUCGCGCGACGAGCGGCCCUCGCGCCAGCAGCGCCUGCAGGCCCUCACCGAGCGGCUGCUGCCGCGCCCGCACCCCACGCCGCCCCCACCGCCACCACCGCCACCGCCACACUCAGCGCCGGUGUUGCCACCGGUGCCGCCACCACGCUCCCGACAUCGACACAGCCCACCGCGCGGUGCGUCGGUGGAUCGGUGUGAUGACUUCGACACGGAUAAAAUCACCCUUGUUCGCGUAGAGCCUCGCUCUAUCGUGGGAUCCUAUGCACAAAAAACUAUACCGUAUCGUAGUGCCUCUUUUUCGCAAGGUGAUUUUGCACAAGAUAAAUAUUAUCGGCCCAAUAGAAAUCCAUCAAUUUUUGAUUUCGGUAAACGACCUGCAAAAUCGGUGUCUGAGUGCGCGAGUGUAAAACGUCGCGAUGCCGAAACCGUAAGUCUCACAACCGAUGAAAAUACAACAGAAGGCGGGUCAGUGGCGUCGGUUGACUCCGCAGUAGGUUCUGACGAGGGUUUACUCGCGCACGCGUCGCCUGCACCGAGAUCUCCGCCGCCAGAUGCUCCGCACAAGCAGCUGAGUGCUCGCUCGUUGACGCACCCGCUGCCGCGACGAAUCCCUCCUGUGCGGGAGGAGGGCCCGGUAGAAGCUGGUGGUAGUUUGCCAGCAUUGAUGGCACCGCGUGUCUUACAUGAACUCCGUGAAGAAAGUGAUGGCUCGCAAGCCGACAGUGCACAAGCGCAUAGUGAAGGUACUUCACCGCUAGAACCCCAGCCUUUUGCUUUCCCUCCUCUCCCUGAACCCCCUACAAAUGCUUGUGCUAAUGUAGACUGUGAUUGUACGAAUUUUCCUAAUACGAUAGAAGAGUGUCCGGAAGAAAAUCUUAUACCUGUGCCUGUGUAUGAGUGUAUAGUGAAACAGUGGUCAAAGGAGUUACCGCAGGAGGAGCCACAGCGGUCAGAUGCCGCGUCUGAUGGGUCCUUGGAUCGAGAUAAGGAAGAUGAAACCAUAACUAGUGAACAGGUUGCCCACUUACUGGCUGCGGUGCAGAAUCCUUGCACGCCCGCUCCCAUUGGUGCUAGAGAAAGACGAAGACCUCUUGAUAAAACAAAGAGAAGGAAAGGAAUUUACAUUACUACGCCGAGUGACGAUGGUGGAGAAGAAGAAGGCCCGCCUUCAGUGAACGGGUGCAAACGUGAGAGUAGUGAGGCUUCACUACAAGAUAUGCGUCUAUCAGCUGAAACGCGAACUUCAUCACUACUCGGUGAUAAAUCAGAUGACUCAUGUACUAACGGUCCUCCGAGUCCGUGUGAGGGAGCAGCACCAAUGUGGCCCAGGUCCGAAGAGUUAAAAGCGAGGCGCGCAAGGUUUUACCAACAAAGUUCAGAUGAAAGAGAUGACGACUCAUUCCGAACGAGACGGAAAUAUGGCGACUCACCUUCUGAAGUAGACAGUGACACGUGCUCUAGAGACAGGACAGCGUCGCCAUCUCCAUUCAGUCCAUCUGAUACUUCAGAUGUAGAAGUAAGGCGACAGCAAUUUACCAGAGGACCAUAUGGUAAAAACUUGGAGGCCCCAUGCACUCGGUCAGUCGAAGUGGGCAGGAGAAGUUUGUCUGACGCUACAGUGCCUUGUCGCAAAACUAGUGUCGGGGCCAUGACAUCAACACGGCCCACGGGUAGGGGCCCGACCCACGUCAGAGCUACCUCAUCGCCUUCCAAGUUGGUUGGAGUGAAGCCUGGAGCUGACUUGCUGGCCGAGCUGCUCCGAGGCAGCUCUGAAGCUCUCUCAAACUCGUCCACAUUCGACAACGUGGUAUUGACGCUACAUCAACACAAUGACACACGAACGCAUGUGGUGGUGGAAUUGUAUGAGACUGAGAAGUCGUACGUGGAGGCAUUGGAGAUAUUAGUCAAGAAAUAUCUUCAACCACUUAAGAGUCCGGAGAACGCUGGUCUUCUCGACGCAUUCCUAGUGGACGAGAUCUUCUACCAAGUGCCGGGGAUCCUAAACGUGCACCAGGUCUUUUUGGAACAGCUGAGGCGAAGACUUGAACAAUGGGAUCUACAGCAGAAAGUUGGAGACGUGUUCUUGGAUGUGUUCACAAAACCAACGGUAAUGGACACCUACAUGACCUUCAUCAACAAUCUGAAGAAGGCCAAAGAAACAAUAAAGACAGCAGCAUCGUCACGACCGGCCUUUGCCAAGUUCCUGGAUGCUAUGGCCAGGGACCAUAAAGGAAAGCUGUCCUUGGAUAAUUUGCUCAUAAAACCUGUGCAGAAGUUCCCAAGCUAUAAGCUGUUGAUACAGAGGCUGAUUAAGCAUACAGAUCAGUCGCACCCAGACCACAAACUUCUGCUAGAGGCUCAAAAAGAGAUCCACGAUCUUCUAGAACUGAUCAAUUGUACUGAGAGGGAGAGCUUGGAGUUGGAACAGCAGCAACAAACGCUAAGGGAACUGGAGCAGAUGAUUGAAGGGCUUUCCAACUUAGUGUCCAUGGAUCGGAUGUUCUUAAGACAUGAGAUGGUCACCAUGCCAUCAGCUCAAGGCACGAUCAAGGAUAGAGCACUGUUUCUAUUCAAUGAUACUCUGCUGAUAACAAGUGUUAAAAGGAGGACAGGAACGAUUAAGAAGCCUACACCAACGUACCAAAGUAAUAUAGCAAGUCAGAUGGAAGGAAACAAGUACAAACUGCUAAUGAGGAUAUCGCUGGCCGAUCUCGAGAUUGUUAAAGCCAAGGACGAAAAUCUAAGGCGGAUUAUGCAUGAAGUGGAAACGCUUACAGAGGACGUGAACACACUGACUCAGAUAUCGGAGAAUGUAGCAGCAUUACACACACAGCACGUGCAGCUGGAGGAGAUUGUAAGGGAGAUGCUGCAUUCGCUGAACAGGCAGCUGUCUGAACGACAGAACAGUGACACCCAGCUGUGUUAUAUGGAAAUCAGCUUGAAUACUUCAAAUGGUCCCGAGAACAUCACAAUCAUUUAUCCAAAAGCAGAGAAAAGGAGCAACUGGGAGGAAUUGAUAAAUGAGACUAAACAGAAAUUAUGCGUCUACGGUCAAGAACGCCCGGCCCCAGAAUUUCUAUCGCCAGUUCCAAUUCGCAAGACUCGGGCUGGCCUGCAGUUCACAUGCGCCGCUCCCACCCUUCCUCCUAAGGGACAGUCACCUGAUGUUUGGGUAUGCAACAGUGAUGGCUACGUAGGUCAAGUUUGCGUGCUGACUCUGUCACCUAAGCCGCAGGUGACGUCAUGCAAUGGUGUCUGUAACGCGCGCAUCCUGUGCGUUGCUUGCGUCCCACCUGCGCCUGCGCUUACUCGGCAGCAGACUGUGGAUAUACCAAGCACGAGCUCACUGAACAGCUCCAGUUCAGUCAAGCCUGGUAUCAGCAUAUCCGAUCCUGAUGACAGCUGCAAGAACAUUCGACUGGACAGCUCAUCUUCCAGUGAUGAAGAAGACGAUGGCUCCUCAACCAGCGAGAACCAAGAUGCCCAAUCAGAACGGAGCCAGGAAUCUGCAACCAUUCGUUUGCACAGCAGCCUGACAGCCAGCCUGGGUAACCAUCGCGCCACAUUGACUCCAAACCACAGCAAGAGCUUGAGCACCCCUCACACUGGACAGAGCAUCCAAGUCCAUCCUGUCAUGAAGUCCAGCUCCAACCCAGCUGUAGACAAACAAGCUAUGGGGAUUAACUCUGGUACACUCUCCUCUCCAGCCAGUCGCCAGUCUUCAGAAGACAGUGGCACUACUGCCAAUCAGCCUACGAUGUGGCUCGGUACAGAGGAUGGUUGUAUACACGUAUACAACUGUUUGGACAACAUUAGGAUAAAGAAAAAUAAAGUGAAGCUGCAGCACAAUUCGGGGGUUCAUUCCAUUGUUUACGUGGAGGGAAAAGUAUUUGUUGCACUUGGCAACGGCGAUCUAGUCGUAUACUGCCGGGAUAUUGAUGGUUCGUGGACGGAGCGGUCAACGAUUCCGGUGGGCACGGGCAGCAGCCCCGUAAGCAGCAUGCUGCUGUCCAGCGGCAAGCUGUGGUGCGCCACGCAUGCCUCCAUCAAGAUCAUCAACCCGCAUACACUGCAGGUGGACGAAACAUUCCAAAUAAGUUCAGAGACGAAGCCGAUCAGCCACAUGGCGGUGGCAGGUGGCACGAUAUGGCUGUCACUGCACAAUGCUGCCCAGCUCCGCUGCUACAACUCCAGCAGUCGCGAGCAAUUGGCUGAGAUCAAUAUAACGCCACAAGUUACUAAGAUGUUGCAUGGAUGCGAUGACAUAAUUCGUCAGCACAAAGCGGCGUGUCUCCGUGUGACAGCCCUACUCGCUCACCGUGAUACACUCUGGGUGGGAACUAGUGCGGGUGUGCUACUCACGGCUCCUCUACACAACUCACCCAACCCUAGGACUGGAGCUUUCACUGUUCCUCAUUUGACUGGUAUCACCUAUGGGCAUACUGGCCACGUGAGGUUCCUAACGAUCGUAGAGAACCCCGCCGCUCAAAAGCAGCCAGCGAAACAGACACAGACUUCAUUGAAGACAAAGGCACUAAGUCGCAGGUCGACAAAUGCCGAGAAACUACAGAAACAAGCGGAACCAGCUCAGAGUAAUAAGGAAACCCUCAUCAUAUCUGGUGGAGACGGUUACGAAGACUUUAGGAGUUCCACCAUGACAGAAGACGCAGGCAGAGAAGAUUCGACUAAUCAUCUCCUACUGUGGAGGGUCUGA